UUUGUCAAACAGCAGUCCCAAGUCACAGAAAGCAAGGAGCAAUCCCAAAGCCAACUCACUAGAACUGUCUUCCUUUGUCCUCUUCCACGCAGAAACCGGAGAUGGAAUCUUGCGUCCACGAGUUCGACGUCAUAGUCGUCGGUGCCGGAAUUAUGGGCAGCUCCACCGCCUACCAGACCGCCAAGAGGGGCCACAAGACCCUCCUGCUCGAGCAAUUCGACUUCCUCCACCACCGGGGCUCGUCUCAUGGCGAGUCCCGGACGAUCCGGGCUACGUAUGCAGAGGACUAUUACGGUCCUCUGGUACUCGAGUCCUACAAGCUAUGGCUACAAGCAGAGUCAGAGAUCGGGUACAAUGUCUAUUUCAAGGCGCAUCAGUUGGAUAUGGGCCAAGAAACCGACAGAGUUGUCCAGGCAGUUGUGGGUAGCUGUCGAAAGAACGAGCUUGGUCACCGGGUGCUGACCCGGGAGCAAGUGGAUCAGGAGUACUCGGGUCGGAUCAAGAUACCGGAGGGGUGGGUGGGUUUGGUUACGGAGCACGGUGGCGUGAUCAAGCCCACCAAGGCGGUGUCGAUGUUCCAAACUCUGGCCUUGCAAAACGGCGCCGUGCUGAGGGACAACAUGGAGGUGACGGAGAUUAAGAGAGAUGAAGUGAGGGGAGGCAUUUGGGUGGGGGUAGCAAAUGGGGAGAGGUUUUGGGGUAAGAAAUGUGUUGUCACAGUUGGGGCUUGGACUAAGAGGUUAGUUAAAACGGUUGGUGGGUUUGAAUUGCCUAUACAGCCCUUGGAGACCAGUGUGUGUUAUUGGAGGAUCAAGGAGGGUCAUGAAGCUAGGUUUGCCAUUGGAGGUGACUUCCCUACUUUUGCUAGCUAUGGGGUUCCAUAUAUCUAUGGUACCCCCUCAUUGGAGUAUCCGGGUUUGAUCAAGGUUGCGGUGCAUGGCGGGUACCCGUGUGACCCGGAUAAGAGGCCGUGGGGACCCGGGAACCCGCUGGCUCCGUUGAAGGAGUGGAUAGAGCAGACAUUCUCCGGCGUGGUUGAUUCCGGAGGGCCGGUUGCCACUCAGUUGUGUAUGUAUUCCAUGACCCCAGAUGAGGAUUAUGUGAUUGAUUUCAUUGGAGGUGAGUUCGGGAAGGAUGUGGUGAUCGGAGGCGGGUUUUCAGGUCACGGGUUCAAGCUGUCUCCGGUGGUGGGGAGGAUAUUGGCAGACCUUGCAGUUAGUGGAGAGGCUAAAGGAGUGGAGCUAAAGCACUUUAGGAUAGCAAGGUUUCAAGAGAAUCCUCAAGGCAAUGUUAAAGAUUUCCUAUAAAUCACUACUUUUGUAUUGUGUGUGGAAGAAAAUCUGAAAAUGUAUUAGGUACGUCUACGGGCGUUGAUUUCUUAUCAAAGCCAUCUGCAUGUGAUUUUACUGUGUA
Molecule: messenger RNA, 1413 nt
Organism: Rosa rugosa (rugosa rose)
Lineage: Eukaryota; Viridiplantae; Streptophyta; Magnoliopsida; Rosales; Rosaceae
Product: probable sarcosine oxidase
Exons: 1
Coding region: 102-1307 (401 amino acids)
Molecular function (GO): sarcosine oxidase activity; flavin adenine dinucleotide binding
Source: RefSeq, a predicted model, not a curated record